Aplysia californica (California sea hare) is the source of this 8924-nucleotide messenger RNA. RefSeq lists its product as uncharacterized. Lineage: Eukaryota; Metazoa; Mollusca; Gastropoda; Aplysiida; Aplysiidae. Bases 14 to 7912 code for a protein of 2632 amino acids. The record is from RefSeq and is a predicted model, not a curated record. The transcript has 7 exons.
CUCUUCCUUUUUUAUGUUGCAGCCUAUGGCAUGUAUGGCUGGACUGAACAUCUUCAUCAGUCACGUGGUACUGGCUUGCCUAUGUGAGGUCAUAGUUCAGCUUGCGCUCACAGGGGUACCACAGAAGUUGAGCAGCUCAGAGCUCAAGCGACCCGCAAGUGAAACAGUUCCAGAGGAAGAGUCUAAAGCACCAUCUAGUGGAAGACCACGGAAUUCAGGUUCUGAUUCUCUGCUGGGUGACAGUUGUGGAAGUGGUAACGGUAGCAGCCCCACUCCUCGAGAAUCCCAGUCCGAGCACACUGGAGCCUCAAACAGUAGUGAGGAAAGGCAAGAUCGGGACAGUAAAGAGAAAGAGUCCAAUACCAAACCCUGGGACAAAGACGCCCAGAAACCCCGCGGAAGGGACCGGGAAGUGAGCAAGAGAAAGCGGGACCGGGACGACAGACAGCCGUCGGGGGAACGGAAAGGUGGGCUGAGGAACGCAACUGGAGACAUGAAAGUCUCGAGCACUGGACAAACUAACGGAAAUAAUCCUGAAUGGCCCUCCGAGAUAAAAGGAUAUGACGUCAAGAGUACGUGUCGGUUGGAGUAUCAAACGAGUCUAUCAGCCGAAGCAGAAGGCAACUUUGGCUCUCUAAGAUUUUCGGACCGUUCUUCAUCUGACGAGUCUCAGAACAUUGAGGACACUGAGUGGCGACCUCCGGAUGACGUGGAACCUGAUCCGUGCCGCGUUGCCUCUAACAGUCGUUUUGGCAAGCGAACAUCUUUUCACAGACAGAAACAGUCGUCUGCUUCUCAUAAAACGACAGAAUAUGCCGACGGAGAAGACAACGAUGAGAAGUUGGAGAAGAAAGCAGAUGAAGAGCAUGAAGAGGAGGAAAAUAUAAUUAUUGGUCCAAACUUUCAUCCACAGGCUGGUGACAGUUUUGACAAAUAUCUUGAAGCAUUUAAACAAUGUAACAAUGAGAGUGACAGUAACCUUUCUCCAUCAAAAAAGGAGAAAGAUUGUUCUUCAGGAGAAGGUCUGGGAGACUGCUGUCUCAAUUUGUUUUCUCCCAAUUGUCGGGGCCCUAAAAUGACAACCAGACUAAAUGUUCGCAAUUCUCUCAAUUCGGCCUCAUGUGGAGCAAUCCUAGAGAGUGGACCCCAUGAUGAGUCGUUCAACCACCCGUCUGAGUUUGCUGUAGAGGAUCCCGUGGGUUAUCAAGCUGUCAAUAAUCCACAGGGACCUGCAUCGUCACAGGAAUCUGUAUCACAGUCUUCUACGUCACAUUUCCCCAAGUCACCGCCGUUAGAGUCACAGUCAACAUCAAGUCAAGAGCCAGAACUGCAAGGCACAUUUUUAAUGUCAGGUAAGCAGGCUUGUCGAAAGAAAUCGGUGAAAGAAAACGACGGCAGUGAUCAUUCGAGCGAUGAGAACGAUGAAGACCCCAAGGAAAGAAACAGAACAUAUCGAGCUUAUGGCAAGUAUGGGGACCCUUCGUCACCCAUAGCGUCCUCUGGCCGACAGCAAAAUAACAGCCCCAUGAGCUCUGAUCAGCAGCAUAAUUUUCAAUGUGCGAGCCUUGACGAAACCUACGCUCAGCCUGCACUGGUGCCAGGUCUUUGUCACAACGAUGAGGCCUCUGAGACUGAAUUGUCAAAGUCUCCUGAACACAAUUUCGAUAUCACCACACUGUCCACACAAGAAACAAGUAGCACGGAAUCUGACAGUCAUAACGAGCCAGAAACAGAGCAGUGCGCAGAGGUAGAGGUGUUUGUUAUGCAAGAUAUGGUAACCUCCCCUCUCAACAAUCUCAGUCCAGGGAGCGACUCCUUUCAUUCUGGUGCUUCAGCAUUUGUGACCGUCCCCAGUGACCCAGAAUCAGAAAAUGGCCAGCCUUGUGUCCAAGGAUACCAUCCCAGUAACUCAGACCAGGAGUUGACCUCAUACAGGUCAGCAGUCGAAGGUAGUUGUAGUAUUGUACCGGACGUAUUCACAAACGUACCAGGAGAUAUCGAGCCACCUUUCAAAGAGGCAUGCAAAGACCACCUAACUGGCGUUUCUCAUCGAUCAACAGAGAGCCCAGAUCAUAGAAAGAAAACACAGGCAAGAAUACAAGCAAAUUCAGAUGCUGAAACCGAACCAGUCGACAUUGUAAACGUCAGUGGUGUACCCGGGGGUCGAUACAACUUCCAGAAUGCUGAGGAAAAGAAAGUGGAAGAAGAAAGCCUGAAAACGCCAGAGGAACACUUGUACACAGGUGAGCCAGUACAAAAUGGGGAAGACGUGAAGAUGUCUGCUUCUUCUCAAACUGUACCAGAAAUCAACUGCUUCUCACAAGUAGACAUUUCUGGGCACGAGACAAGGGAGAAUAAGAUUGAAAGUGAACAACAAAACCCGGCUGUCUUUGACACAGGAGAAGAAGGUGAUGUUGAACAUUUGAAAAAUUUCAAAGAAGAAAAAAAAGAAAGACGACAACGUAGUGCAAUGUUGAGUGAGAGUGGUUGUGGUGAACAUAUCGUGGCCACGAGUUCCAAGAAAGAGCUGGAGCAUUACACCAUUGGGACUGAGGAGCUCAGAGUGCCAGCAGAAACUGUUACACAGAUGGAAGUACAGGCUAUUGGAAGAAACGUUGUUGCCACUGAGAAGGAGUGUAAAACACAAGAUGACGUAACCUCCAAGGAAAAGGAAAUGUCUACACUUGAAAGAUCAGAAUCAGAACAUGAGAAAUGGAUCAUUAUUAAAGAUGAGAAAUCGGCAACUAACAUUCAAUUGUCACAAGAGGAAAAACAGUCAACUGAGCUUAUUACGGCAACCGUAACCGCAGACCCCAUUUUUGAACCUCAAGGAAAGCAAAGCGAAAGACAUAUGUCAGAAAAUGUGUCUCCAAUAAUUCAAAAAGACCACUCUCAAGCAGCAUGCGAGUGCACAGACGAAUUAUCAGGACGUCAAGAUAUAUUAUUGAAUGGUGGAAUCCAAGAAAAGUCGCCAGAAACUGAGAUCACAGUGGCAACACCCAAAGAAACGUCGAAACUGAUCGUCAGACUAAAGGCAGAAAAAAAGGAUGAAUAUGGAUUACAGAAGUCAGAAAGGAUUGAGGUUAGGUCUUGCUCAUCUCCAGUGGAAAUGUAUUGUUUCAACGAAGAUAGAAUCCUCUGCAAAGUGGCGAAUUCUGACUCCUCGUUAUCAAGCUGUGGCGAAAGGGAUAAAUCAUCUUACGUGGAUUUCGCUGAUUUUGUGAGUGGAGAAAAUAUUUUUUUCAGAGAGGAAGGAUUGAUAGAAUCUAAUAAAACACAAUCGUCCCCUGUGGAUUUAUAUACCUCUGAUGACCGUAUACAUUUUACAAUAACACAAACCUCGGAAUUUAGCAGCUUUGAAGAAAAGACGAGUGCAUCGCCUAUCGACACUUACUGCUCUAAAAAUGAUUUGAAGGUGCACAAAAUGGAACAUUUCAAAUCUUCGACAGAAAGUAAAAAGGAAGAAAGCUUAGUCAAUGCUACGGUUGGGGAAAGAGAGAGGCCAUUCCUUGAUAACGAAGAAGGUACAAGGUCGAGUGGUGUGGAAUACACGGAAACAGGCAACAUUCCCAUACUGGGACAGAAGUUAAUCAAUAAACCAAACGAGAAUCGUCCUUCUCAAACAAACAUUUAUCUCGAAGAUGAUUUUUCAGAUGACAGCAGUUGCUCAUGGAAAGAAAAGAACAUAAAGUUAGACAAGCAAAUCCCAGACGAAUGUAAGUUAAUAGAAAGAACAUGUGCAUCGCCGUUAGAUGAUUAUAUUUACGAUAAUGAGAAUGCCUGUGAAGUUGUUAAUUCUACUUCUACUAUUGAACGCUUUGGCGAAAAGGACAGAUCAUCACUAGGGGAAAUUGGGGAUCAUGCGGAUGAAAGUACAUUCACCAUAGGAGAGGAAGAAGGCAAACCUGUGGACGAAACUCUGUCGUCUCCAGUUCACGUUUAUUUUUCGAAUGACAAUAUUCUAUGUGAAGGGCACAGAAUAGUUUCUAGGGGCUUGAUCGAGCCUUCGACAAACCAAAUUUACCCUCCAGAGACAGGCGUGCUGGGGGAAUUAAUCAAGAGUCAAUCUUCCCCUGUGGAUCCAUAUCAAAGCAAGGACAUAUAUAGUGCAGCAAAGUGUCUAAGGGGACAAGAAGACACAUAUGCAGCCAUUGAAGAAGUUUGCCCAGAAAAGCACGGGUUUGAAUCAAUAACGAGUGUGCCGUCGAUGGAUAGCUAUAUGUACAGGAAUGAUUACCCUUGUAAAGGGGAUGAUUCUAAUUCUAUGAUGGGAUGUUCUGGUGAAAAUGGCAGGUUAUCACACGGGAGUCCGGUUGCUACUGUGAGAGACGAAGUAAUUCUUUAUGGAGAAGAGGGACAAAGAAAUGUUAACGGGACUCUUACGUCCCCAGUAGAAGCAUUCCUCGAUUACAGAGUAGACCAAGGAAAAGACAGAAAAUCUGAUGCCCAAAGCACUAAAAUCGGAAACAACCUUGCUGAAAGUUCGGUAAGUACUACUGAGAGCAACCAAGGAAGUUAUUCUGAAAAAGAUUUCGAAACGGAUGAGCCAUCAAAAGCCCAAGACAAGGAUCAAGAAAAUGAAAACACUAAACAGGUUUCUAAAAGUGAACUAAAGGCAAGAGAACUUGCUGGAAGUGAACGUUUCAAUAUAUUUUCUACUCCCCCAGAUCUUCCUUUUGAGAAUGGAAGCACAGGUAAGGGUGAAACGAAGAGCUGUGAGACGAACUGGUAUAAGCCAACAGCAAAAGCGCCAGAUUCCCCAGACAUUAGCAGAGUAAUCAUGCAAACCUCCACAAUUAAUACAGAAAAAGGAAAUAUUGAAAGUAGCAAAAAAUCAGUAAACUCUGUCAGUGUGGAAGGAAAACUAGAUAACGAACCAUCUAAUCUUAACACUGAUGAUUUCGAUGCGUUGGAAGAGUUUUCUCUGAGUAGUCACGGAUACCGUGGCUACAUUGGCAGUUGGGCUGAUGAAAGCCCUGAUCCAGCUCUGGACGAUGACGACAGCUUUGUCAUAGAUGGACAAUAUUCAGCCCAGGAGGUGAAUGACUCUAGCACCACAGAACCGGAAAGCGGCUGCAAAGCUACAGGGUUUGAAUCAUCAGGAAGAAAAGGUGAAUCAUUACUAAGAACUGAGGUUGCCCAAGAGGAGUAUAUUGAAAUUAAGGACUCCAGCCUAAAGAAUAUAACACAUGUUCCGGUUCUCAGCGUGGAGGUAACUAGGGAAUUUCCUCGUAACAAUGGCGAAAGUUGGUGUACAAAAAUUGAAGAAAACCCUAUCGAGGAUAUGUUACCAAACACUAGUCCACCUAUAGAAUGCUUAGAAUUAACAGGUGCAGGAGACAAAGUGAACAAAGAAGAAGAGCCCAUAGAGGCAUCGGAGCAACGGGAAUUUUCUCAAAAGGGGAAACAUUAUAUUCUACCGAAAGAUGAGUUUGAGGAGAAUGUCAAAUCUUUGGAGGUUUUAAGGAAAUAUGUUCAGGGGAAUAAAGAAAGAAAAGAUGAAGCAAUUCGAAAGGUAGACGUAAAUGAUACUGAUUGCCACGAGCCUUUGUGCUGUUCAUCAAAAUCCCUUGGGAUCUACGAAAAUCCGUCCGGCACACCAGUCGAACAGAAACAGUUUGACUUAGGGAACCAAACAGAAGAGGGUGGUGCUGAGAAGACAUUCAACAGUGAUGAGAGGGAACGAGAACCUAUGUCAGACACAUCUGAAGACAGGGACCAUACCCAAGAAGUCAAUACAAUAAGAGAAGAAAUAGUACUUCAACCUACCCUAAUUGAUGACUCUGAGAACCGAUACAGCCAGCCGCAGAACGAAGGAGAUCUAUCGCUUUGGACGACUGACCCCGAAAAUUCCCUUAAUUCAAAAAGAGAAACUCAGACGAAAGACUCUACUUUGUGUCAUGAAGAAUGGGCAAAGAAUCCUGUUUGUGAAAGUUCAAUAGAGGAUUAUGCUGCUGAAUGGGAAUUUUUAGAACCUUCACCGGAGCAUAAUCCUCAAGUUAGGAAUGAGUUAGAUUCUCAAUGGAUUCUCAAUUCUGGAGGACGGCUAGAGGCGGGGUCUGUCGUCCCUGACAGACUAAACAACGAAUACUGGAGUGAGUUUGGCUACUGGAAACCGGAGCUGAUUGGUGAUAUGGAGCUAGUAGAAGGGGCAGUGGCAUCGGAGUAUAACGAUGCAGAGUUGUCUCCUUCUCCUACGCCAUUCGGGGGACAAGCCUAUGCUACAGACUUUCGUGAGUCGAGCCCUCCUGUGAUUGACUUCAUGCACGUAACCUGCGCAACAACCAAGAGUAUCAGCGGCGAUAUGGAUGUUUUGGAAGACUCUGAUAAAGACACGAAUAAAAUUGUGCAUGCCCAGUACAUGCCCAGAGAAGCAAGUCCCUUGGUGGAGAUGCCCUCUCUCAUUUCAGAAGAAAAUGAUACUCCAGGUAUUUCGGGAGAGUAUUCUCAAAUUCAAUUCCAAGGUGGGACAGCCAUGGCGCAGAUAAGCACAUCUCAGUCAGAGAAGCCUGACUACGGUGGAGCGAGACCGAAAAUACGAAGUCUCACGACAGCGAAGGCUCACGGUGGUAAAUCACGACAUCAUGAGAGCAAAAGGAAGACUUCUAGUGGAGUCUCUCAAAAUGAGGAACUUGGAACUCCCUGUGUGGAAUAUUUUGGCACACCUUCUGAAGAAAAUAUAGGAGUUCUGGGUGGACUUGAGAUAGAUAUUCACAAUUCAGUGAUACCAACUCAGGAGGGAGAUCAAAGAAAUGGGUCUCCUAUUUGUUGGGCAUUGAAAGACGCUCGGGUGGAAAAUUUGACCCACGACUUAGAAACCAACAUUGGCACAGAGACCGAGGGAAAUGAGAACGAAGGCGAAGUGACGGAUAUUAUUUCUACCGAACAAAUUCACGAUGCUGACACGAUUGUGGCUGUACCUUUCGACGGAGCGGAGGGGAACGAAGACCUAUGUAUUGGCGACGACGAGGACAACGCAAUUUUGGGAGAAAAAAGUUUCGUGAAUCUGCGUCCAACUCGGAGUAGCCCAGCCCCUCUCAGUUCUCGACGAAUCAGAGUGGUAGAUGUAGAAGACUUCCCUGCAGACUUACCGUGCAUUUACUACCCAGAUGGUGAAAGGGCAGGCCAAAUGGUUGAAAGUUUCUUAACAGUUGAUAAUACUGUCGAAGCACAAUGUACAGGCGAACACCAGACAAUGAAUCACCUCCCGGGAACAGAUCCACGGAAGACUGGUUUAUGGAGAAAAAUGAAAAAGUGCCUGGCUCCGCAAGCACUAAAUCGAAGACGAGCUCGGAUGCGGCAACCUAAAAGCCACAAAAAAGAUGUCCUUACACUUCCUGGUUCCUUAAUGGAUGCUUGUCAGAAAAAAGUUCCUGUGACAGCCUGGCAGCGCCUCGGCCCCUCCCCAAGACCUGCACGUCCCACCUGGAGGGGGUCGACAAAGCGCAAUCAUGGUUUGGGCAAACUAAGGAGACUCCAUGUGUUCCGACAGAGUGCAGAGACUAUUAGUGGCCCAGCGCCGGCGAUGAGGAAGCAUCGCAUGGGAGGUGGGGGAAACGUCCUGCGUAUGACAGCAGAGACCAACGCCCAGCGGUCUCCGCCUACCACGGCCGGGGCCAGCAGGAAGAGGAAGAAGAACAGGAAGAGCUCUGAUUCAGCACUUGUGGAGAAUGUGCAAGAUCUUCCUAUCCUAGGUCCCGCAGAACAGGCAGAUGACCCGAUGCACGGUGUGUUUGAGGUCUAUUGCGAUGACAUCUCCACAGGCAGUUCCCCACCGCGGGUGUCGCGCACACCAACAGGCACACUGCGGAGCAACGUGUCCGCCUCCAAGACUUACAGGCAGCUGUUCCAGGGCGAGGACUCCCAGCAUCCCCGCUCGUCAGCCAAACGAUGGCUUUGUCGUCUGAUGUGACUGACGGGCAGACAAAGGCCCAACGUUUCCGUGUUCGAGGCGCACCGGUUGUGAUUUGGCUUAUGUCGUCGAAAAAAAUAUCGGAGUUUUGUGUCAUGAGGUCAUGAUGUGACGCUCAACUGAAUCAGAGCUUUGUUGAUUGUUCAGGAUUGAAAAAUAAUAGCUAGUUUUAAUAGAAUUUCAAUGUUGCUUGAAGUCAGGGAACGAAUUUCGAUUUCAGGAAAUCUAAUCACAUGCGCACGUCAUGUAAGGGAUGGUGCAGCCAGACAACCACCUAAACCAUUCAACUUUCAUCGAAAAUUUCGGCCACUUAGGGACCUGAAUGAUUGUGCUAAUUUGAAGUCUCUUUUCUGAUUCCUCUGAAAAUUAAUGUGUUUUCUGUGACAGUAUUCACCAAAGACACCCCCCACCCCGAAGGGAUGCACGGUCAGGAUCAGGGAAAUUGUGCCCCGGGGGGUAAAAGUUUUAAUGCUGACCAUUGCCCUUACCUCGGGCUGGGCCACUUUUUUCAGCUAGACAUCUGAAUAUUUCCUUCCAUCUCUCUCAGUUUUAUUCAGUUUCAUCAUUGACUUUCCUCUUUAAUGUACUUUUUUAAAAUGCAACCUAUCCCUUUAUCACCCUUUUUUCUAUUUGCUGAGAAUCACUUCCCACUUACCGCAAACUGAACGUACAUGUAUGUCUUAAUAAUGAAACAAAACAAAAGACAUUGAAAAAACAACCCUAACAACCCUUUUCCCCGCAGAACACUAACACCAUUAUUGCCCAAGAUCAUUGGAUAUGGAAGGCCUGCAUCACCACCCUCUACAAUCACCUCUGUAGUUAAGUUAUUCAGUUAAAUUCAUCACUACCAGAUGUCCAACAUUGUGGGAAAAAUGGGCUGUCGAGAACCUCUGAUAUUCAUGUUUUGCCCCUAAUGUUUCAUCCAUCAGAACCUUUUGUUUUAAAGGCAAUGCAUUACCAAUGAACUCGACGUUUAUAAUGAAUGAAAGUUUGAAUAAAAUAUUAAAAUUGC